AUGUCGUUUAAUCCGCCUCUUUUACAAGAUGUUCACACAAAGAAUUUGCUACCCGUUCUGGCUAACGGUGAAGCUUAUAUUCUAUUAAGGCCCAAAACUAGCGUUACUUUACAACUUUCCAAACGAAAGUUGAGUGGCAAGGGAAGCACGAUCUUAACAACUCACAGGAUAGUUUUUAUAAAGGAUCAGAAUGAUGACUUUAAGAAGGUCUUUUCAAGCCUCAGUGUGCCAUACUCUCACCUUGAACACCCACUUUUCGUACAACCACUACUACUCUCAAAUCACCUCAAAUUCAAUGCCACUUCUGAUAGAAAUGGAGCACAUCCAUUUGAAUCCGAAGGUGUAUUUAAGGUUCAUUUUGUGACAGGAGGGGCUCAAUUAUUCUUAAAUAUGUUUUUCAAGUUCUACGCUAGGUUCAGGAACAACCCUUCACUAAUGUCAUCAAAUAACCCGAUCUCAGAUCUCAGGGAUGAUAACUGUGCAUUCGUUGACCCAAGUGAUCCUUCUCACGUUUAUUUCACACAACCAGAGACCACUCAAAUUGCAGAACAACAAGAAUCAGCUCAACCACAACAACAGAACAACGUUACAACCCUUCAGGAUUUGGCUCCAGACACUAGAACUGCCAACUUGAUGAACCAAGUAGGUAAAAGUUCAGCAAUAUUUCGUUUUGGAGGAUGA
Theileria annulata is the source of this 681-nucleotide messenger RNA. RefSeq lists its product as uncharacterized. Gene Ontology annotation, molecular function: transcription coactivator activity; chromatin DNA binding. Gene Ontology annotation, biological process: positive regulation of DNA-templated transcription. The transcript has 4 exons. The coding region runs from base 1 to 681 and encodes 226 amino acids. The record is from RefSeq and is a predicted model, not a curated record. NCBI's taxonomy places the organism in Eukaryota, Apicomplexa, Aconoidasida, Piroplasmida, Theileriidae. Gene Ontology annotation, cellular component: nucleus.